This is a messenger RNA of Helicoverpa zea (corn earworm), 1760 nucleotides long. It is a transcript of the gene Idh3g, whose product is annotated as isocitrate dehydrogenase [NAD] subunit gamma, mitochondrial-like. The transcript has 8 exons. Lineage: Eukaryota; Metazoa; Arthropoda; Insecta; Lepidoptera; Noctuidae. Bases 87 to 1277 code for a protein of 396 amino acids. Gene Ontology annotation, biological process: tricarboxylic acid cycle; isocitrate metabolic process. Gene Ontology annotation, cellular component: mitochondrion. The record is from RefSeq and is a predicted model, not a curated record.
AAAAUCGUGGCCAUCUGCCAUUUUCCCAUUUUCCUCUUCCUGUGGUUAUUUAACAGUUGGGCCAAAAAAAUUGCACAAAAUUCACGAUGGCUCUAAGAUUAUUAAGGAAAUUAAAUGUCCGGCCUGAACUCCGUGGUGUUGUUAACCUUAGUUCUGCUGCUGCACCGGCCCAGCUAUCAGAUUUCGACGUGCAGCACAAAACCCCAGUUGUAAGGAAGGUGCAUCUCGUUCCCAAGGCUCAUUAUGGAGGCCGUCACGCCGUUACCAUGCUCCCUGGUGGAGGAAUCGGCCCCGAGUGCAUGGGCUACGUCAGAGACAUUUUCAAGUACAUCGGAGCGCCGGUAGACUUUGAAAUAGUAGACAUUGACCCCAACGCGGAUAAUGAUGAUGAUCUGAAGUAUGCCAUCACUACCAUUAAAAGAAACGGUGUCUGUUUGAAGGGUAAUAUCGAGACAAAGAGUGAAGCUGCGUAUGUGACGUCCCGUAAUGUUGCCCUUCGCAAUGAAUUGGACAUGUACGCUUAUGUACUGCACUGCAAAUCCUUCCCUGGGGUUGCUACCAGGCAUAAGAAUAUUGACAUCCAUAUUAUCAGACAAAACACAGAAGGCGAGUACGCUAUGUUGGAGCAUGAAUCAGUGAAAGGAGUCAUCGAGUCCAUGAAGGUGGUGACCGCCAGCAACUCGGAGCGCGUCGCGAGGUUCGCCUUCGAGUUCGCCAAGAAAAAUGGCAGGAAGAAGGUGACAACGGUCCACAAAGCGAACAUCAUGAAGCUUUCAGACGGCUUGUUCCUGGAGACAUCCCGACGCGUCGCCAAGGACUACCCCGAGCUAGAGCACAACGAUCUUAUCAUUGACAACUGCUGUAUGCAGCUGGUGUCUAGGCCGCAACAAUUCGAUGUGAUGCUAAUGACGAACCUGUACGGCUCGAUCGUGUCCAACGUGGUCUGCGGCAUCCUGGGCGGCGCCGGCAUACACUCGGGCCGCAACUACGGCGACCACUACGCCGUGUUCGAGCCGGGGACUAGGAAUACUGGUACCGCAAUCGCAGGCAAAAACGUGGCCAACCCCAUAGCUAUGAUAAAUGCUUCCAUCGAUAUGCUAGAACACCUCGGACACCACUUCCAUGCUGACCUGAUUAAAGCAGCCGUUGAUAAGACCAUCAAUGAAGACCACAUCAUGACUCCGGACCUUGGAGGACAGGCUUCUUCGACUCAAGUGGUUGAAGCUAUUAUUGAUAACAUCGACCUGUAUAUGAAGAACAAAGUUUCUUUCCACUAAAAUGAAGAUUUUUCUACAAUAAAAAAUCAUGUUGUUUUUGUGUAAAAUUUUUACUUCAAUGUAUUUGACAGCUAUUUAGAAAAAAACUGACAUAAUUUUUUUCGAGGGUGAUUUUUUGAUCUGUAAGAAAUAUUUAAUUUGAAGUAAGUAAUGUGAAUUUGACUGACAUCUAACCAGUUUUCAAUUUAUGUAGAUAAUAUAUUUUCGCCUUCUGAUCCUAGUAAAUAACACACGCCUUAAAAUGAUUCUAGAAUUUUAUGUUUUGUUAGAAUAAUCCAUUUUUCAAUGCCAGAAAGACAUAUAGCUAUAUAUAUACAAUAUGUAGUUCUGUCCUUUUUUGCGUAAAAUUUGGAUGAUUGUAACGCAACAUAAAUGUCGUAUUAUGAUGUAAAAAUAAGAAGUUACCUAUUUAUUUUUUACUUUAAUUAGGUCAUAGGCCAAUUAAAAUAAAUUAUGUAUUAUAAAUAAAUAAUGUUAAGAACA